Molecule: messenger RNA, 1857 nt
Organism: Bombyx mandarina (wild silkworm)
Lineage: Eukaryota; Metazoa; Arthropoda; Insecta; Lepidoptera; Bombycidae
Gene: shams
Product: glucoside xylosyltransferase 1 shams
Biological process (GO): protein O-linked glycosylation via N-acetylgalactosamine
Molecular function (GO): UDP-xylosyltransferase activity
Source: RefSeq, a predicted model, not a curated record
UUUUACUUUUAAAAUUAUAACGUUUGAGCUACGUUCUCUUUGCCUGUUCAAUAGCAGAAUCGAUAACAAAAAAAGUAAACAAAAUAAAAACACAAAACCUACCGGUGUUAUUUGAGAUUUUUGAGAACAUUAAUUUGAUAUUGAUCUUUAAUAACUGUAAAAAUUAUGAAAAGUUGGAGCUCUAAGUACACAGUAAAUUGAAACUAAGUUAUACUAUAUACUCUUAAUUAUGCUAUGAGCAUUACACCCCUAAGAGUACAUUACAAAUGCGCACUGAGAAUUAAUUGUGCACUAGCACCAUUAUGAAUCAAGAUGAAAAGGUUCCCGUUUUAUACUACACUAAUCCUAAUUAUAAUUUUUAGCGUUUCAACUAUUUUGUACUUAAACUCAAAAAUUUCCAUGAGAAAUACGAAGCUAUAUUCCAAUCAUCAAAAUAAGAGAAUAUUUAAAUCGAAGUUGAUGAAAAAAAAUGAUGAAGUUGUUUUAUCAUUUGUAGUGUGUGACUCUAGGUUUAAUGAGUCACUGAAUUUGUUGAAGUCUGGACUUAUUUUUACACAAUCCUCCUUACAUGUGGUUAUAUUUGCUGAAGAUGAUUUACACAAAAAGUUUAACAGUACAUUGACAAAGUGGAAGAUGUUGAUUGCCAGACCAUUCACUUUUGAACUUCAUAAAAUUAAUUUUCCCGAAGCAAACAGAAAGGAUUGGAUGAACUUAUUUAGUAAAUGUGCUGCUCAAAGAUUAUUUAUACCUGCAUUGCUUCCUCAUGUCGAUGCUAUGAUAUAUGUGGAUACAGACACCCUGUUUUUGGGUCCCAUAGAAAUUUUGUGGAACUACUUUACAAAAUUUAAAGCUACAGAAAUAUCAGCUUUGGCUUUAGAAGAUGAAAACCCAAAUGUUUCAUGGUACCCUAGAUUUGCCAAACAUCCAUUUUAUGGAAAAUGCGGUUUGAACUCUGGUGUGAUGCUAAUGAAUUUAACAAGGAUGAGAGAAUUUGGAUGGAUCGAUUAUAUAACUCCUAUCAUGCUAAGGUGGAAAUCCAAUAUACCGUGGGGCGACCAAGACAUAAUCAACAUUAUCUUUCACUAUCACGAGAGGGCAGUCCACGAGUUGUCCUGCCGGUACAACUAUCGUUCUGACCAGUGUAUGUAUGGUGACGCGUGCGCAGAUGCCACCUUCAACGGGAUCUUCGUACUCCAUGGCAGUCGCAGAGCAUUCUAUAGUGACAAGCAACCGGCGUUUCAAGCAGUGCACAGAGCUAUAGAGGAGUUUGAAAUUGGAGCAGAUUUGUCGCCAAAAAUGUUGCUCGUCAAUAUGGAGAAGUACUUGAACGAAACGACCCCUUCGAAUUGUGGAAACUUAAAAGAUGCCUUCCUGAAAAUACCCACUGAGACCUUUAAAAAACAUUACAACUUACCCGACAGAUAGGACUUUUAAAGUGUUGCUUUAUUUAAAUAGUUGUUUUGAUCAGGGUAUACAGUAUUCAUCUUCUAUCUAUGUAAAUAAAAAUAAAUUUAUAUUUAUAUGUUUGUCCUCUAAGCGUUCCUAAACCAAUGAUAUAGCUUCGUCUAUAUUUGCAGUGUGUAAAACAUUAAUAAAGUGAAUGUGUAACAAUAUAAUAAUAUAUUCUUUUAAUUAUAUACCAAAAUCUUUAUUUACGAUAUUUUUAUUGUGUAAUUUCAAAAACAGGGCGUCUUAAAAAAAUAUUGUAAUAGAGCUGUGAAAAGACCGAUCUCAUAAGUAAUAAAGAGAUAAGUGCACAUUUUAUUAAUAGUUGUUUACUCAUGGAGUUGCCGUUUUACAAUAACGGUCACUUAAAACCACUUGAAACUUAAUUUAUGUAUGGCAAUAAAUUCUAAA